This is a messenger RNA of Myripristis murdjan (pinecone soldierfish), 892 nucleotides long. It is a transcript of the gene ssr3, whose product is annotated as signal sequence receptor, gamma. Gene Ontology annotation, cellular component: endoplasmic reticulum; membrane. The transcript has 5 exons. The record is from RefSeq and is a predicted model, not a curated record. Gene Ontology annotation, biological process: SRP-dependent cotranslational protein targeting to membrane. Bases 102 to 659 code for a protein of 185 amino acids. NCBI's taxonomy places the organism in Eukaryota, Metazoa, Chordata, Actinopteri, Holocentriformes, Holocentridae.
UUAUGCUGACGCGUCGUUAGCUGGCCUCGGCUCUCCUACGUGUCAGUCAGUCUCCCGUGUCCAGCUCAGCAGCUCACACACCGGGCUCACACACCGCGACCAUGGCACCCAAAGGCAGCAACAAGCAGCAGUCGGAGGAAGACCUGCUCCUCCAGGACUUCAGCAGAAACCUGUCGGCCAAGUCCACCGCUCUCUUCUACGGCAACGCGCUCAUCGUCUCCGCCAUUCCCAUCUGGUUGUUCUGGAGGAUCUGGCACAUGGACCUGGUCCAGUCGGCGGUGCUGUAUGCUGUGAUGACUCUGGUCAGCACCUACCUGGUGGCUUUCGCUUACAAGAAUGUCAAGUUUGUCCUCAAGCACAAAGUUGCCCAGAAACGUGAAGAUGCUGUUUCCAAGGAGGUAACCAGGAAGCUGUCUGAGGCCGACAACCGGAAGAUGUCUCGCAAGGAGAAAGAUGAAAGGAUCCUGUGGAAGAAGAACGAGGUGGCAGACUACGAGGCCACAACCUUCUCCAUAUUCUACAACAACACACUCUUCCUGGUCCUCGUCAUCAUCGCCUCCUUCUUCUUGCUGAAGAACUUCAACCCCACCGUCAACUACAUCCUGUCUAUCAGUGCCUCCUCAGGACUCAUCGCUCUGCUGUCCACCGGCUCCAAGUGAAGAGGGAUCAAGGGGUUUGCACGGGGGAAGGAGUGGGAGGGAUGGAUUGUAGGAUAGGGUUAAACCAAGGUAUAUAUUGUUUUUCAUUAAAGUGAGGGACGGGGUUGGGGUGGGAUCAAAAUGUCACAUUUCAGCUUCAUGAAAUUCAUGAUCAAAUGUCUGGAGGGUCUUUCUCCAGGUCUGUCUUACUGUCCUUUUUUGUACCAAUAAAAGAGACCAUGCACACUUGUCUU